Kogia breviceps (pygmy sperm whale) is the source of this 2129-nucleotide messenger RNA. RefSeq names its product chloride channel protein ClC-Ka. Gene Ontology annotation, biological process: chloride transport; transmembrane transport. Gene Ontology annotation, cellular component: plasma membrane. Gene Ontology annotation, molecular function: voltage-gated chloride channel activity. The record is from RefSeq and is a predicted model, not a curated record. Lineage: Eukaryota; Metazoa; Chordata; Mammalia; Artiodactyla; Physeteridae.
CCUGUCCACUCCCUCAGGGGCCUGAUGGAGGAGCUGGUAGGGCUUCGUGAGGGCUCCUCGGGGAACCCUGUGACACUUCAGGAGCUAUGGGGCCCGUGUCCCCGCAUCCGCCGAGGCAUCCGAGGUGGCCUCGAGUGGUUGAAGCAGAAGCUGUUCCGCAUGGGUGAGGACUGGUACUUCCUGAUGACCCUCGGGGUUCUCAUGGCCCUGAUCAGCUACACCAUGAGCUUCACUGUCGGGCGUGUGGUCCGAGCACACAAGUGGCUGUACCGGGAGAUUGGGGACAGCCACCUACUCCGGUAUCUCUCCUGGACCGUGUACCCUGUGGCCCUGGUCUCCUUCUCCUCAGGCUUUUCCCAGAGCAUCACGCCCUUCUCGGGAGGUUCUGGAAUUCCGGAGCUGAAGACCAUUCUGUCGGGCGUGGUCUUGGAGGACUACCUGGAUAUCAAGAACUUCGGGGCCAAGGUGGUGGGCCUCACCUGCACCCUGGCCACGGGCAGCACCAUCUUUCUGGGCAAAGUGGGCCCCUUCGUGCACCUGUCUGUGAUGAUCGCUGCCUACCUGGGCCGCAUGCGCACCAAGGCCAUUGGGGAGUCUGAGAACAAGAGCAAGCAAAACGAAAUGCUGGUGGCGGCAGCGGCGGUGGGCGUGGCCACAGUGUUCGCAGCGCCCUUCAGCGGCGUCCUGUUCAGCAUCGAGGUCAUGUCCUCCCACUUCUCGGUCUGGGAUUACUGGAGGGGCUUCUUCGCUGCCACCUGUGGGGCCUUCAUGUUCCGCCUCCUGGCUGUCUUCAACAGCGAGCAGGAGACCAUCACCUCCCUCUACAAGACCAAUUUCCGGGUAGAUGUCCCCUUUGACCUGCCAGAGAUCUUCUUUUUUGUGGCGCUGGGGGCCAUCUGUGGCAUCCUGAGCUGUGCUUACCUCUUCUGUCAGCGGACGUUCCUCGCCUUUGUCAAGACCAACUGGGUCCUCUCCAAACUGCUGGCCACCAGCAAGCCUCUGUAUUCGGCUCUGGCCGCCUUGGUUCUCGCCUCCAUCACCUAUCCCCCUGGCGUGGGCCGCUUCAUGGCUUCUCAGCUGUCCAUGAGGGAGCAUCUGGACUCACUGUUCGACAAUAUCUCCUGGGCGCUGAUGACCCGGAACUCGUCCCCACCCUGGCCCUCGGAGCCCGACCCACAGAACCUAUGGUUCGAAUGGUACCACCCGCAGUUCACCAUCUUUGGGACCCUCGCCUUCUUCCUGGUUAUGAAGUUCUGGAUGAUGAUUCUGGCCACCACAAUCCCCAUGCCUGCUGGGUACUUCAUGCCCAUAUUCAUCUACGGAGCUGCCAUCGGGCGCCUCAUAGGGGAGGCCCUCUCUGUUGCCUUCCCAGAGGGCAUCGUGGCUGGAGGUGUCACCAACCCCAUCAUGCCCGGGGGGUAUGCCCUGGCAGGGGCUGCGGCUUUCUCAGGGGCUGUGACCCACACCAUCUCCACAGCAUUGCUGGCCUUCGAGCUGACCGGCCAGAUCGUGCACGCGCUACCUGUGCUGAUGGCAGUGCUGGCAGCCAACGCCGUCGCCCAGAGCUGCCAGCCCUCCUUCUAUGACGGCACCAUCAUCGUCAAGAAGCUGCCAUACCUUCCGUGGAUCCGGUGCCGAAAUAUCAGCUCUCGCCAUGUAACUGUGGAGCACUUCAUGAACUGUACCGUCACCACGCUGGCCAAGGACACACCGCAGGAGGAGGUGGUCAAGGUCGUGACCUCCACAGACACUGCCGAGUACCCCCUGGUGGAGAGCACAGAGUCUCAGAUACUGGUGGGCACCGUGCAAAGGGCACACCUGGUGCAGGCCCUCCAGGCUGAGCCAUCCUCUUGGGUUCCAGGACACCAGCAGUGUCUGCAGGACAUCUUGGCUGGGGGCUGCCCCGUGGAGCCAGUGACCCUGAAGCUGUCCCCAGAGACUUCCCUGCACCAGGCACACAACCUCUUCAAGCUGUUGAACCUUCAGUCCCUCUUCGUGACGUCUCAGGGCAGAGCUGUGGGCUUCGUGUCUUGGGUGGAGUUGAAGAAAGCAAUUUCCAACCUGACAAACCCUCCGGCCCCAAAGUGAGCCAGCCUCUGGCAAGAUGGAACAGGGCCCCUCAGCUGCCC